AUGGUGGUGUUUGUCGACUUGGACGAUCCCUCUGAGCAUCGCGCUUUCUCUGCAGAGAAGCCCUUCCCCCAGCUGAUGGUGCCGGUCGCCACCGCCGACUCCGCUGAACUCCCGCCCUCACCUACCUCCUCGGAUGACGAGCGCGGAGACGCGACGCGCGAAGAACUUGACAAUCCAAACCGCAACGCCUUCUCGGCAGCGUUGAGCUGCUACCCCAUCGUCAAAGAAAUCGCCCGUGGCGUCGAUUUGAAUACCCUCCACGCCUUAUCGCGAACAUGCCGCCAAUUCCACGCGAAUCUAGCGCCAUUCCGCCACCAGCUCGUCCGUGAAACCCUCCGCUGUGAGAAUGAAUACAUCGAGACCGUAGCAGAAAUGCUGGACGGCCGAGCCGUUAUCCCCAACAGCGUCAAAUCCGUUCUACGCCUUCUUAGCCAAGGAAAUGGCGAACCAGGGCGUAUGACGCGCGGCAAAGUGAGCAAAUGCGCACGCGACAUGGUAGGCGAGUGUCGCCGCUGCAACAAGGUCGUAUGCAGAAACUGCACGAUCAAACCGCCUUCUUCAACUACACUUAAAAGUCGAAUCCGUCGUCUUUGUCGAACGUGCGGCACCGCACCGCUCUCCUGCCACCUCUCUCAUACGCACACAGAGCCUACUACCCCAGACCUCUUCAAUGAUGGAUCGAAAUCAGCUGCAUUUGGGGCUUUCGCCCAUACUCCGUGCAACUGCGAUGAUAUUGUCUGGCUUUGUACGCCAUGCGGCCAGACCCUGCGCAGCAAUGACACAACAUACAGACGCGUAUGGGCGUGGCGCACUCGGUACAGCACAUAUCUUGGCGGCGGGCUCGGAACUGGUAUCGGCGAAGGGUCGCAGGGCGUAAAAUGCGGGCGCGGCGAAGGAUGUCUUGCCGCGCAGGAGAUCGAGCUUGAAGUCGAUUGCGAAGCAGAUGAGGGAGCUAGUGAUUCUAGUAGUGCGAAUCACAGUCCGACGGGCCAUCCGCAUCAUGAUCACUUGUCAAAUGAUGUUCAUGAGGAUGAGGAGCCAGGGUAUUUCAGACAGGAGAUCAUUGGACUCGGCGGGAGAGUCAAACACAAGUCGAAGAAGAGGGUUAUGGUAGGUGCUUGUGUGGUCGAGUAUGAGGAUGAACGAGAGACAGGCAAAUAUCUUGUCCGGGAGGAGGAUGGAUUACAUCGUGCGUGGUGUGGGUGGUGUUCUAGGGUCAUCCCUGCGAAAGACGAGGCUCGGGAUUGA
Molecule: messenger RNA, 1248 nt
Organism: Penicillium maclennaniae
Lineage: Eukaryota; Fungi; Ascomycota; Eurotiomycetes; Eurotiales; Aspergillaceae
Exons: 3
Coding region: 1-1248 (415 amino acids)
Source: RefSeq, a predicted model, not a curated record